AUGUUAUCCGAUUCGAUCAGCCUUCAAAAGCUCCAUACUGCUCACCUUCGAGACGGGAUCAAAAUUCUCCAAGAUAUCGAAGAGACUGUUGAACAAAUCAGCUCCUUAGUCCACUCAUCUUGGACAUUACGUGAUCGCAAACCAGGCUGCGGUUUUCAAAUUGAAGAGGGACCUGAAGAACUCCUAAAACGAUAUAGAGCUGAACGAGUCCAAUCGAGACUGGCCGAUAAGUUCUACAGCCUGGGCGAUCUACUGGAAUCUCACUUUGCUCUACUGCCCCUACCUACACACGGUCACGAACCCAUGACGAGAGUGGAAGCGAACGUGAAAUUAUUCCAACUGAUGUCUUGUAUUGAGAAUGAGAAGGGGUGUACAGAGGAUCUGAUCGAGGUGUAUGAGAUCUUGCCGCUUGGGCUCGUUCAGGAUCACUGUGAGCGUCUGGCUGAUGAUAUCGUCUCAUACAAUCUAUCCCAACCAAACUGGAGAAGUUAUAUGGCCAAAUCGAGUUCAGAUACCAGCCUAUGA
Molecule: messenger RNA, 525 nt
Organism: Puccinia graminis f. sp. tritici CRL 75-36-700-3
Lineage: Eukaryota; Fungi; Basidiomycota; Pucciniomycetes; Pucciniales; Pucciniaceae
Exons: 2
Coding region: 1-525 (174 amino acids)
Source: RefSeq, a predicted model, not a curated record